CAGGAUUAAUGAAGUUCUAUCUACAUUAUGCUGAUGUUCAUUAGAUGCCACGGAGGCUUGUGUUUGAAAGGGAUUGGUGUCAUAGAGAUCAUGCAUGAGUGUAUCACCUUUCAUUCAUUGUCAGGCUUCAGAAGUGGCAGCUCCUCUCAGCUGAGGAGGCUGCAGAAACCUGAUCAUUAGUUGGUUUUGACGGCAGCCAGAUCAUUCAAGAAAGACACCCAAGUCCUGCAGAAAUUAGAACUAGUGAUGCUCUAAAAGAGAUAGGUUUGCAUUGAGUGGAAGAUUGUUGAGAAUGGAUAAGGAAACCAGGAUUGCACAGUUUUUACAGUCAAGAAAUAAGACAUAUGUGUAUCUGUGGACCUACAGGCAGUUUCAGCAGGAGCAGGUUGAAUGGGAUGAUGUGAACAGACUUCUGCAGCAUCAUGGUUUUAAACGUGUGUUUUUUGCCGAUCCUGUGGAGAAUAAGAACCAUUCAGAUUUAGUCCUACUGGACAAGAAAUCAGCUGGUGAGGUGAGGAUGACACUGAGGACGAUGCUGACAGACUCAGAGAGGAGACAGGCUCUCAUCCAGGAGCUCGUCAAGUCCAACAACCAACUCAAAGAGGAGGUUCAACAGCACACGAGUCGAGCGGCUCAGCAAUCUCAGAGGGUUACGGAGCUGGAGGGGCUGCUGGACGAGGUGAAGACCAGAGUCCAGGACCUGGAGGACCGGUACCUCGGCAAGGCUGCACAGCAACACAGCCACACUCAGCAGCUGCAGCAGGAAAAACAAGAUGCACAGAAACGGUGUCAUGUUUUGGAGCAGAAGCUGUCAAAACAGAAGGAGGAAGCAGGUCAGCUUCAGAGGAAACUCUAUUUCACCAUCAAAGAAGAAGAGCGACGAUUUGCUCGACAGAGUCAGACUUUCCAGAACAUCUGCAAGAAAGUCAGCGUGCAGAGCUCAGAUGCAGAUCAGCAGGUGCUGGAUGUGAUUGACUUCUAUGAGACCAAAAUGUCUGAGCUGUUGGAUGAGCUCAGAUCUAUUAAAGGAGAAUCACAAGGGUCUAAAAUGUCUGAUUCAACAAGAACUAAGAAGACACCCAUCAGUGUUACUCCGUCUUUCAAAACUAUUCUCAAGGCAUACCAGGAGCAGCAAAAGGAAAGCAAAUCUGGGGUAGAAGAGCUAAAGAGGGAAGUGGAGAACCUGAAGAAAGAGUUGGAGACGAGAUUGCCUAAAGAAGACAACACAACUGAGAUUAGUGAAAACGUCAGUGACCACUCCAGGGAAGCCAGGUUAUGUGCCCACUAUCAUAAUCUGCUGAAUGAGAUCAAUGCAGUUGUGAUGGAUCCUAAUGCCCCGUUACGACUACACAGACAGAAACCCUCUACAGCUGACCUGGAGCUGGCUGAUUUCCAGCCUCUCCUCCCCACACUGGAGGCCUGGGCCCAGCAGCAGCAUCUGCUGAAGGAUUUUCAGUGCAGUUUAAAUAAACUUUCUGCCAGACUGAUGCCCUGGCAGCUGUGUGAGGGUGUCCAUAAUGCAGCUGAAGCAGUGAAGGUUGAGGACAUGAUGUUGCUUGUGGACACCAUGCUGGAAACCAUCUCAACUGAUGAUCAGAAGGCCCUCAGGAGCCCCACUCCGUACACUCUGGGCUCCAUGGUGUCUCAUUUCCAGAAGCUGUUUGACAUCACGUCUCUCAGCGGGGUCUACCCACGAAUGAACGAAGUCUACACCCGACUGGGGGAGAUGACCAACGCCAUGAAGAACCUCAGAGAUGUUCUGAACCUAGACAGCAGAGUUUCUCCUGCUGAGGUGGUGAACCAGGUGUCAAGACUGGUCUCUUCCGCUGAACACACCGAAGGACUCCAUAAUCUGCUUGGAGACGCUGACAUUGACAGCAUCAUCACCAAAGUGAAGCAGCAUGAAGAGUUCUUCCCUGCGUUCCAUGCCCUUGUUACAGAAAUCUUACAGACUCUAGGAGUAAGUCACCUGGACAACAUCCUCCCAGCUCUGAAAGACUUGAAACAAACAGCACAGUGAGCUGUGGCUGUUGCUGAACUGAGUGCUGUGUUUUGUUCAUUCCGCCUGUUGUGGGGUGUAAUGUUUGUUUUUAAUAAAAGCUCACAAUGAGAGAA
Molecule: messenger RNA, 2115 nt
Organism: Amphiprion ocellaris (clown anemonefish)
Lineage: Eukaryota; Metazoa; Chordata; Actinopteri; Pomacentridae
Gene: cep70
Product: centrosomal protein 70
Exons: 15
Coding region: 293-2020 (575 amino acids)
Biological process (GO): cilium assembly; regulation of microtubule cytoskeleton organization
Cellular component (GO): centrosome
Molecular function (GO): gamma-tubulin binding
Source: RefSeq, a predicted model, not a curated record